This is a messenger RNA of Aspergillus novofumigatus IBT 16806, 912 nucleotides long. Its product is annotated as mitochondrial pyruvate carrier family protein. The record is from RefSeq and is a predicted model, not a curated record. Gene Ontology annotation, molecular function: pyruvate transmembrane transporter activity. Gene Ontology annotation, biological process: pyruvate import into mitochondria. Gene Ontology annotation, cellular component: mitochondrial inner membrane. The transcript has 4 exons. Bases 219 to 758 code for a protein of 179 amino acids. NCBI's taxonomy places the organism in Eukaryota, Fungi, Ascomycota, Eurotiomycetes, Eurotiales, Aspergillaceae.
CUGAUACUCAUAUCAUCUACGGGAACACCUCGCGUGCUUCGUUUCUUAUUCUUCUUUAAACUAUUCCCACUCGUACUUCGGUGGGGUUCUUGAUAGUACUUUGCGCUUCAAUUUGUGCAAAGACCCCAUCACUCUCCACUCAAUUCCAACCACCGGUCCUUCCCUCGAUCAAGACCCUUCAAACCUAGUCAUCAAUUCCGCCGUGACAACGCAUUAAAAUGUCUUCUUCGCGUAUCGGUCUGCGCUUCUUCCAGAACACCCGGGCUGCUUUCCGCAAUGCCUAUGGUCCCUUCCGUCGGCCUGGUGCCCAGGGACGCCGUUUCCAGACCUCUGAUGCCGGUGCGGCAUCCGCCCAACAACAGAGCACAUUCCAGCGUCUAUGGAACAGCCCUGUCGGCAUCAAGACCGUUCACUUCUGGGCGCCUGUCAUGAAGUGGGCUUUGGUCAUUGCGGGUAUCUCCGAUUUUGGUCGUCCCGCUGAAAAGCUCUCCCUUACUCAGAACGCUGCCCUGAUGGCCACUGGUGCUAUCUGGACUCGCUGGUGCUUUAUCAUCAAGCCCCGCAACAUUCUGCUUGCUGCUGUUAACUUCUUCCUCGGAUGUGUCGGUGUCGUCCAGGUUACCCGGAUCUUCAUGUACCGCCGCAGCUUGGAAGGAGGAUCGACGAAGGAGGCCUUGAAGGAUAUUGAGCACGAGGUGGUUGACUCGGCGAAGUCCGCCGUUGGUAAGGCUGAGGCGGCUGUCAAGAAGUCUACGUAAUGGACUUCAGGUUAAAUAUGGGGAUGCUCGCAUGCAAUUACAGACUACAAGGACGACUACGAGAGAUAUCCCUUUUUACUACAAGCAAAAGUCGCACACUACUGUAUAUACUCACCGUUGAAUAUGAGAUAAAUUGGUUAAUAAAAGAUGCGCC